UAACCUAGUAUAUGACUUGUCAAAACACUUGAAAAAUCGACCUGCUCUAAAAUACAUAUAAAUAAAAUUAGUUUCUAGUUUCAAACUGUGCGUGGCGUAGACUUGAAGUCGCAGUCCAAACGACAUAGAUCAUCACUUUCUCUCUCAUUAGCUCUCUCUCUCUUCCACCUCUAAACACGCCGGACCGGUCGUUCAGAGAAUGGAUAAGGAGGCUAAUAUCUGAAGUAAAGGCUUCAACAUCAUAAGUCAGUCUCAUAUGCUUCAUGUGGGGCUGCUUCGCCGGAGUUUUUGUUCAGUUUAGUAUAUGAACAUUGCAUAGUUAUGGAAAGAGGGUCUUGCAAACCAUAUAUUUUGGGCCAGUGAAAAACGCAAACUGGGAAAUUUAAGGCCCAACAUUUACAUUCCUAGAAGUCUUAUUAUCUUUGUCAUCUGCAAUUUGCGAUCAGGUUUAGAUUGUAUGGCAUUUGCACUCAGAAGAGUUGCUGUGUGCUGCUGAGGAUCAGAAAUGAAGAAAUGGUAUCGUGGUGUUUUAACUGCAUCCUUGUUGAUGUUAUUUGUUCUGGGGUAUUAUGUGAUUGAAAAUCCUAUCAGGGAAAGUUAUCUUGCAAAUCCCUUGUACUUAAAUACAACAAAUCCUCUUGAAUGGAUAAUUUCCGGGGCUCCACCUACAGUUCAGAAUCCAGAAAAUGGUUCUCAAGUAAUUCCCACUGAUACAAUAGUUUUUGUUCUGUUUUCUCCGCGGAACCUCUCCAACGUGGAGCAGCAGCCUUUGGAUACAUGGAACCAUUUGAAACACUUACUUAGCCAUGCUCAGGCUUUACCUAAUGCAGUAGAGGCUAUUAAGGAAGCUGGCCUUGCAUGGAAUAGCCUUAUGACCUCAGUUGAAGAGGAAAGACUUCAUAUGAAUGAUAGUUCACAUAGGAGAGGAAGAGAAAAGCAAUGUCCUCAUUUUCUUAGUAAAAUGAAUGCCACACAAGUUGAUAAUAAUGUAUUUACGUUGCGGGUUCCUUGUGGCUUGACUCAGGGCUCCUCUAUCACAAUUAUUGGCAUUCCAAGUGGUCUACUUGGUAAUUUCAAGAUUGACUUAACUGGAGAAGCGCUUCCAGGGGAGCCAGAUCCACCAAUUAUUUUGCACUACAAUGUUAGGCUCCAUGGUGAUAAAAUAACCGAAGAUCCUGUAAUUGUACAAAAUACCUGGACAGUUGCUCAUGACUGGGGCGAAGAGGAGCGUUGUCCAUCUCCUGCUCCCGAAAACAAUAAAAAAGUGGAUGAAUUGGAUCAGUGCAAUGAGAGAGUUGGGAAAGACAAUAACCGGAGUUUCACUGCUGGCAUACAUUCCAAUAGCUCUAUGAAAUUUCCUAUGAUUCAGGAUGGAUCUAAACCAAAAAGAUAUUUUCCUUUUAAGCAAGGUUAUCUAUCUGUUGCAACACUGAGAGUGGGAUCGGAGGGAAUCCAGACAACAGUUGAUGGAAAGCACAUAACAUCAUUUGCAUUCCGUGAAAGUUUGGAGCCAUGGCUUGUUAGUGAAGUAAGGAUUUCAGGAGACACAAAAUUAAUUUCUGUCGUGGCCAGUGGGUUACCGACAUCAGAGGAUUUAGAGCAUAUAAUUGACUUAGAAGCUCUUAAAUCACCUCCACUCUUUCCUCAAAGACAACUGGAUCUCUUCAUUGGUGUUGUCUCUACUGCAAACAAUUUUAAACGCCGAAUGGGUGUUCGAAGAACAUGGAUGCAAUAUGCUGCUGUGCGGACCGGACAAGUUGCGGUGCGCUUUUUUGUUGGUUUGCACAAAAAUCAAAUGGUGAAUGAGGAGCUAUGGCAUGAGGCACGGACAUAUGGAGACAUACAGCUAAUGCCUUUUGUUGACUACUACAGCCUUAUCACGUUGAAGACUGUAGCUAUCUGCAUCUUUGGGACGCAGGUUGUUUCAGCAAAGUAUGUCAUGAAGACCGAUGAUGAUGCAUUUGUCCGUGUGGACGAAGUAUUGGCUUCUUUAGACAGAAUCAAUGUUAGUCGUGGACUGCUCUAUGGUCUCAUCAAUUCGGAGUCCCGGCCUCAUCGGAAUCCUGAUAGCAAGUGGUAUAUUAGCCCCGAGGAAUGGCCUGAAGACACUUAUCCUCCUUGGGCACAUGGUCCGGGUUAUGUGGUGUCAAGCGACAUAGCAAAGGCUAUCUACAAGCGACAUAAAAAAGGCCACCUAAAGAUGUUUAAGCUCGAAGAUGUUGCCAUGGGCAUCUGGAUUGCAGAUAUGAAGAAGAAAGGUUUAGAAGUUAGGUAUGAGAAAGAAGGGAGAGUCUUUAAUGAAGGGUGUAAAAAUGGCUAUGUUGUUGCCCACUACCAAGCUCCCAGAGAGAUGCUCUGUCUAUGGCAGAAGCUUCAAGAAGAAAAUAUCGCCAAAUGCUGUGGCGAUUGACACGUAUAUGAUCCAUCUGAGAUAUAGGGAUGCUGGAAAGAUACUUAACUUUCUAACCUUUGACAAAGAUCCACCUAGUGCAGAAAAGAGAAUGUGACAGGAGAGAGAGGAAGAGAGAGAGAGAGAGAGAAUUGGGGGAGGGAAAUACUGCUGUACAAGUAGGUGGUUAGUGUAGGGAUAUACGUAUUGGUAGUCUAGUUUGUAUAGUUUCUUAUGAUGCUGUUUUUUUCCAAGCAGCAUCGAGGGAUAUGUACUAUAUGAGGGAGACAGAGAGAUAGAGAGUUGCCUUGUAUAGAGGGCACUCUAAAAUUGGAUGUGAACUGCCUUUCUACAACAGUAA
Ilex paraguariensis (yerba mate) is the source of this 2750-nucleotide messenger RNA. The record is from the annotation of a GenBank genome assembly. NCBI's taxonomy places the organism in Eukaryota, Viridiplantae, Streptophyta, Magnoliopsida, Aquifoliales, Aquifoliaceae.